AUGGACACUUAUCCUUCUCAAUCAACAACACUUGCAGCUGUUGAUAUUAAUACAGUUCGUUUUCAAGAAUUAGGUGAAAUACUCGACAUUCUGUCAUGUAAGUUAAAUAUAUUGAAUAGUGAUGAACAAGAACAACUUAAUAAUAAAUUAUUUCAAUGUCGAGCAAAAUCUCCAACAUUGACAUUAGAUUUUUUACAAUCUAAAUUG
This is a messenger RNA of Rotaria sp. Silwood2, 207 nucleotides long. Lineage: Eukaryota; Metazoa; Rotifera; Eurotatoria; Philodinida; Philodinidae. The record is from the annotation of a GenBank genome assembly.